AUGAAGAAGACGGCGGCGGCCUCCAAGCGGGGCCCGGCCGAGGGAGGCCCGGGGGGCCCGGCGGUGCCGUCGGCGGCGCCCGAGAAGGUGGGCUGGGUGCGCAAGUUCUGCGGGAAGGGCCUCUUCCGCCAGCUCUGGAAGCAGCGCUACGUCCUCCUGCGCGGGGAGCAGCUCUUCGUCGCCGAGAAGGAGGUGAAAGACGAGAAAACCAUCCAGGAAGUGUUUGACUUGAAUGACUACGAGAAAUGUGAAGAGCUCCGGAAAUCCAAAAGCCGGAGCAAAAAGAACCACAGCAAGUUCUUGCUCUCGCACUCCAAGGAGCCUGGGAACACGGCCCCGAACCUGGUCUUCCUGGCUGUGAGUCCUGAGGAGAAGGAGUCCUGGAUCAACGCCCUCAACUCCGCUAUAACCCGGGCAAAGAACCGCAUCUUGGAUGAGGUGACUGUGGAGGAGGAGAGCUAUCUCGCCCACCCGACGCGCGACAGGGCAAAGAUCCAGCACUCCAGGCGACCCCCGACCAGGGGGCACUUGAUGGCCGUGGCAUCUACCUCAACGUCUGACGGGAUGUUGACCCUUGACUUGAUCCAGGAAGAGGACACUUCCCUGGACGAUCCCGGGACUUGCGAGGACAGUUUCCGGGUGGAUCUGGACAAGACAGUCGCCCACCUCACCGAGGGACGAAGGUGUUCGGAUUCCGAGAACGCCAACCCGCCCGAGAGGGGCCGGACGAACAGCCUCCCGAGGAGGGAGGUCAUCUCUUGGGACCGGUCCUCGCUGCGGAAGGAUUCCUUCGACAAAGGGACCAUGUAUACCCCUCAGGUCCCCAAGAAGCUCUCACACGCCGAGAAGAACAAAUUUGCCUCCAUGGAAGAGAUCCUCUCGUGCCGGGAUUCUAGCUCGGUGCACCGUGCGGUCCUGCGCAAGGGCCUGGGGGAACACUUUGCCGCCGCCGAGCCGGAGCAGCUGAGCCGGAUCCAGGAACUCGUCGCGCUGAAACUUGAAAAGACACAGGAACUUUUGGCAGAGGUGAAGGGCUACGGGGAGGGCAGGCGGAAGGCGAAGGAGCUGGGCACUUCCUCCUCCUCUUCCUCUCCUGCCAAGCCGGACACGGAGGCCGUCCUGCAGGAGACGGAGCGGCUGCUGGGGGAAGCCACGUCCCACUGGAGCCAAGCCCAGCAGGUGCUGGCCGAAGUCCGGGAGCUCCGGAACCUCUACAAGAGGCUGGAACUGCAGGUCUCCGAGCCGAAGCCCCACCAGGCCGCCCAGCAGUCACAGUACAGGAAGAGCCUGAUGUGAAGGCAAGGGGGGAAGCGGGCGGGAAGGGGGUUCCUACCAAUCUCUAUUUUUCUUGACAGUGUUUGAAGCGUUCAGGUGCCUGCUCUCGCCCCGACCCCACUCCUGAGAAGCCGGAUCCUUCCCCCUCUUGCGUCCCCUCUUAAUACCAUCCCUCCCUCCCUCCGUCUCCAAACAAACACAUUCCAAUAAAUGUGACAGCGUU
Heteronotia binoei (common prickly gecko) is the source of this 1498-nucleotide messenger RNA. RefSeq names its product pleckstrin homology domain containing O1 (gene PLEKHO1). The record is from RefSeq and is a predicted model, not a curated record. Gene Ontology annotation, biological process: regulation of myoblast fusion. The transcript has 6 exons. Gene Ontology annotation, cellular component: muscle cell projection membrane; ruffle membrane. Bases 1 to 1296 code for a protein of 431 amino acids. Lineage: Eukaryota; Metazoa; Chordata; Lepidosauria; Squamata; Gekkonidae.